AUGUUCAGCGGCUCCGUCGAAGUAUACAUCGCGUUCAGCUUGCAGCGAGUGCUGCAGGUGCGCAGCGCUCACGGCAUGUUCGUGACGGGGCUGGAGUUCCUGCCCACGCAGCUCGCCAGCCGCAGCGACGCCGCCUUGCUCUCCAUCUCCGUCGACAACUGCCUCUACGUGCACAGCGUGCCCUCUCCAAGUACUGUACCUGCCUGGGUUGCCAUCAUUCUUAUAGUUUUCGUUUUAUUUUGUACUUUUACUUUAUGUUCAUAUUUAGGUAUAUAA
This is a messenger RNA of Parnassius apollo (apollo), 276 nucleotides long. NCBI's taxonomy places the organism in Eukaryota, Metazoa, Arthropoda, Insecta, Lepidoptera, Papilionidae. The record is from the annotation of a GenBank genome assembly.